UUUCCUUCAUCUUCCUUCGUACCUUCCUACAAGUUGUGAGUCUGGUUCUUGAAUACAUAUUUUUAUUCAUUUUUGUGCUGAAAACAUUGCAUAUAUAAACACCGAGAAAGUUGACCAGAUUAAAAGCAUUUUCUGAAGAACAUCUUUUUGAAACUUCAUAUGGAAUUCAACAGCCUGCUAAAUACUUCAUUGGAUCUCAAUGCCACACCUUUAAGAUUUCAAGAUGAGAGAGGUGCUUUGGUAGAUGAACUGAACCGAGUUAGUGCUGAAAACAAGAGGCUCACAGAAAUGUUAGCAGUAGUGAGUGAGAAUUACAAAGAUCUGCAUAACAAAUUAAUGGAGAAUAAUAUCAAGAAUCCAGGAAUGGAUAAUACUGCAGCAUCAAGAAAGAGGAAAACUGAAAUCAAUGGCUCAGCUUCUGAGAGCAGCUCUAGUGAUGAAGAAUCAUGCAAGAAACUAAGGGAAGAACACAUCAAAGCAAAGAUUUCUCGGGUUUUCAUUCGAACACAAGCCUCCGAUACUAGCCUUAUAGUUAAGGACGGAUAUCAAUGGAAGAAAUAUGGACAGAAGGUGACUAGGGACAAUCCUUGUCCAAGAGCUUAUUUCAAGUGCUCUUUUGCUCCUACUUGUCCAGUCAAAAAGAAGGUUCAAAGAAGUUCAGAGGAUCAAUCCAUUCUAGUUGCAACUUAUGAAGGGGAGCACAACCAUCCACAAGUGUCCAAGCUUGAGAUGACUUCGAGCUCGAACCAUUAUGUGACACUUAGCUCGGUCCCUUGCUCGACCAGACCGCCCAUUACCCUUGAUCUAACCAGACAAAAGACGAGCAGCAAAGUUAAUAGACCAGAAUUCCAGCAGUUUUUGGUUGAACAAAUGGCUUCUGCGUUGACUAAAGAUCCCAACUUCAAAUCAGCACUUGCAGCUGCCAUUUCUGGAAAAUUUCUUCAAUAGACUGAAAUGUAGAUGGUCAAAUGAAGAGCGCCUUUUUUGUCAUUUGACUAUUGGAAAGCAUUAACUGAACCAAUUGAUGCAAAUUCAUGCUGACAAAAAGAACCAAAGAGUUGUAAACAAGUUUGGAUUAGUCUUCUUUAACUAGAAAUAACCCAAUUUGGAGCAAGCUCCGACCUUGGGUUUAAUAGGCUCGAUCUGGUCCAUCUAAGCUCACAAAUCAUGGAAUGAACAAUGUUAGACAGAUAACGACUCUAAGGCCCUUUUUGAUUUAGAUAAAAACCAUUUUUAUUGGGUAGAUUUUCGUAAUAUUUGAUAGAAUGCGUGGUUAAAAAGUUGUGGAUCCUAUAAAAUAUAUUAUUUUAAUUAAUUG
Olea europaea var. sylvestris is the source of this 1318-nucleotide messenger RNA. RefSeq names its product probable WRKY transcription factor 40. Gene Ontology annotation, biological process: regulation of DNA-templated transcription. Gene Ontology annotation, molecular function: sequence-specific DNA binding; DNA-binding transcription factor activity. Lineage: Eukaryota; Viridiplantae; Streptophyta; Magnoliopsida; Lamiales; Oleaceae. The transcript has 4 exons. Bases 160 to 948 code for a protein of 262 amino acids. The record is from RefSeq and is a predicted model, not a curated record.